AUGAACGGGCUGGGGAUCUCGCCGAAGAAUGUGUCGCUGGGGGAAGCGGAGAAGCUCCCCGAGCGGCGACUGUGGGUGACCAGCGCCCUGGCCAGCGUGCUCAUCUUCACCAUCGUGGUGGACCUUGUGGGCAACUCGCUGGUCAUCGUCUCCGUGUUGAGGAACAAGAAGCUGCGAAAUGCAGGUAAUGCCUUUGUGGUGAGUCUUGCCAUUGCUGAUCUUGUCGUGGCGAUCUACCCGUUUCCCCUCAUUCUAACAGCAAUACUUCACAAUGGAUGGGUGCAUGGCUACAUCCACUGUCAAAUGAGUGGGUUCCUCAUGGGGCUGAGUGUGAUCGGCUCCAUUUUUAACAUCGCCGGCAUUGCAAUCAACAGAUAUUGUUACAUCUGCCAUGGUAUGAAAUACAACAAGAUCUUCAGCCACCGAAGCACCCUCUGCUAUGUGUUACUGGUCUGGAUGUUUGCGUGUUUAGCGAUCAUUCCCAAUCUCUUUGUAGAGUCGCUGCAGUAUGAUCGCCGGAUAUACUCCUGCACUUUCGUUCAGUCAGUCAGUUCUCUUUACACUGUGACCGUGGUAGUCAUUCACUUCAUUCUGCCGAUCAGCAUCGUCUCAUAUUGCUACCUACAUAUCUGGAUCUUUGUCAUCCGGGUCAAGAGGAGAGUUAAACCCGAAAACCGAUCCAGAAUAAACCCCCACGACUUCAGGAACUUCCUGACGAUGUUUGUGGUGCUCGUGCUCUUUGCCAUUUGCUGGGCGCCGUUGAACUUCAUCGGCCUGGGAGUGGCGGUUAAUCCAAAGUUGGCAAAGUUGAUACCAGAGUGGCUUUUCGUCGCCAGCUAUUUCAUGGCAUACUUCAACAGCUGUUUGAAUGCUAUAGUGUACGGUGUUUUAAAUCACAACUUCAGAAGGGAGUAUAAACAAAUAAUAAUAGAAAUUAUCAAUCUGUUUUGUUAAGAUAACAUGCUGCUGUUCAGAAUGCAACAUGGAGAAU
Molecule: messenger RNA, 991 nt
Organism: Amblyraja radiata (thorny skate)
Lineage: Eukaryota; Metazoa; Chordata; Chondrichthyes; Rajiformes; Rajidae
Gene: mtnr1al
Product: melatonin receptor type 1A like
Exons: 2
Coding region: 1-954 (317 amino acids)
Biological process (GO): G protein-coupled receptor signaling pathway
Cellular component (GO): plasma membrane
Molecular function (GO): melatonin receptor activity
Source: RefSeq, a predicted model, not a curated record